AUGAAGGUCUUUGCAAUAUUGGUGUUUCACAAAAGUAACGACAGAGGGGUGAGACAGUUCAAGGCUGCAUAUGACUUGGCAAACUUUAGUUUUUUUCAACGUGGGUCAGUUCAGGAAUUUAUGUCUUUCAGUGGGAAACUAAUAGUAGAGAGGUCUGCAGUGCCCAGUCGAAGUAGUGUCAAAGAGAACGAGUAUUUCUGCCAUGUAUAUGUUAGACAAGAUGGCUUAUGUGGGGUUUGUUAUACGGAUGCUGAGUAUCAGGCAAGGGUUGCAUUUUCGAUGUUAACAAGAGUCUUAGAUGAUUUUACUUCGAAGGUACCUGCAGCCGUUUGGGGUUCAUUAGCUAGUGAAAAAGAUUGCAAAUAUACAGGGUUGCCUGAAAUCUUAUCAAAGUGGCAAAAUCCACGUGAAGCAGAUGCGAUGACCAGGGUUCAGGAAGAAGUAGAGGAAACGAAGGUGGUGCUUCAUAAUACCAUCCAGUCUGUAUUGGAACGAGGUGAAAAGUUGGAUGAUUUAGUUGCAGCGAGUGAGGGGCUAUCAGCACAGAGCAAAAUGUUUUAUACAAGUGCAAGAAAAAUGAACAAAUGCUGUAGCUGGACGUAA
Messenger RNA from Enterobius vermicularis (human pinworm), 603 nucleotides. The record is from the annotation of a GenBank genome assembly. NCBI's taxonomy places the organism in Eukaryota, Metazoa, Nematoda, Chromadorea, Rhabditida, Oxyuridae.